UACUUUUAAGCACAACUAACUUAAACUAAUGCACUCUGAUACAACAUUCUUGCAAUAAAUCCUACCUUCACACAGAUUGUGUUGAUUAAUGUAGUAUUUUUUGCAUGACUGUUGUAUUAGGCUGCAAUAGUUUUAGCUGUAACUGAUUGCAAUCAUAUACAGCCAUGGAAUUGGAAAAUAAGCCAAUACACGUCAGCAUAUUAAUGUAAAAUGUGUAUCUGCUUCUUUAAAUAAACAAUCAUGUUGCAAUUAUUGUUUUUAUUUAUUUGAUUACAUUAGUUUUUAUUCCGAAAUUCGUCAUGAAAAGGGGCAUUAUAAAAUAACUGUUACUUCACACACUCAACAUUUGGAGGUGUCUCGGGUUACACUGGGUUUGGACACAUGACCUCGGUUACAGUAAAGAAUGAGGUUAUUUAAAAACUUUUAAAUACUUUCUCACUGCAGGUUUAGGAUCAGCUUGUCUUCACAAAGUUGAUAAGUUCAUAAGAGCAGCGUGCGGAUCUUAUUUUGAAAGGCGUACAGGAAGUAGAGAGUGUUGACAGUGCGCUGACGGCGCGCAGUGAGGCUGCUGGCUGCAGCUUGUCUGUCACUGCGGGCGCUGAAACACAAAACCUUUCUUGGAAUCAGAUUCCUGGAACCUCCGUCAGUCCAAACUGAACUGAGCUGUUUUCUGUCCUGCGCCUUACUGAAUAUAGAGCACACUCACAGCAGACCUGCAGAAGCACACACGGAUAUAUGUUUUCUCAUUUUCUAUUACUACAGCAGGUAGUAUCAAGGAAUAUUUUCUCUUUUUCACCAUCAUCCGAGGCUAUUCGGCUCUGAUGAUUAAUUAUUUAAAGUGAGAAACUGCUGGAUUAUUCACAAGGCUGUUUGUUCAACUGUUUACCAAACUGGUUGGGCUCCUUAUGAUUAUCUUUGAUUUAAGGGCUGCUUCAGAAAUGGUUGCCCGUGCAGUGACCAUUUUCCAUCAUGAGGAGCGACAUGGUUCAUGCCACCCACAUCCCUCACCUCCACCCUGUGACCCAGCAGAGGACCUCUGCUGCAUCACCAACACCUUCCAGUAUCUGCAUAACUCAGGCUGGUACUGGGGCUCCAUCUCAGCGAGUGAAGCUCGGGAAGCUCUCCUAAAAAGGUCUGAAGGCACUUUUCUGGUGCGGGACAGCAGUCAUCCUCAGUGCAUGCUAGCCCUGUCAGUGAAGACCCGCUGUGGACCCACCAGUGUGCGCAUAAAAUACAGCAUGGGCUCUUUCUGGCUGGACUCCAUUUCCCCCGUCCUGCCUCACCUGCAGUCCUUUCCCGAUGUUCUCAGCCUCAUACAACACUACACGGCCUCAGGCCACACGCCGCAGGGGCAGAAGUCUAAUGACAUCCAUCCCCAAACAAAGCCUGACCCUGCCAAGCACACGGAUAAGGACAGCGGGGUGCCCCUGAAGCUGAUGCACCCCCUGCACAAACCAGAGGCCUUCCCUUCUUUGCAGCACCUGACGCGCCUCACCGUCAACAGACACACAAAGUGCCCCGACCAGCUGCCACUCCCAAAGCCUCUACUGCACUACCUGCAGGACUACCCUUUCCACAUAUGAGGGUCUCUGUCCGUCUGGUACAGGACACACAGACAGAAACAAGGGUCAGGGUCACACUCCAUGACCACACACUGUGAAUCUGGGACAGUUGGACACCCCAGGCAACAAGGAACGGCCCAAAUGGAGAAUAAUUAAAUGAAUGAGCUCAGUCUUUGUGCUACUGUUGUUCUCCAGAAUAAUAUUUUUUACCAUUUUCAUAUGUCUGUUUCAGUAACUGUAAAUUGAUUUUAUUUCGAUGCCAAUAUGUGAGUUGUUUCUAUUUAUUUGUCCCAAAUGUUUUUACAUAAGACAGCCCAAACUUAUAAUUUAUCUAAACAAUAGUAAAUCUGUGAUUAAAAACAAACAAAAACAGCUACAGUUGCGUUGUUCUUGCAGUAGAAAUAACAUGAUUAAUCAUUGGAAUUUCUGUCUUUGGAUCUCUCUUUUUCUUUGCUGUAGAGCUCAUUAUGUGGGACCUGAGGUUUGUUGAGCAAAGCAAUGUUUAUUCGCUCUUCAUGAACCUGAUAAAUCAUAAGCCCACAGUGUUCUCUUGUAACACUUUUGGGCUCAAUUAUCGUCAUCACAAAUUCUCCUAAACAUAUCUUUUCACCCUUUGUUCAGUGUUACAGCUGUCCUGGUGCAGCAUGUGUUUUGAUCAUUAUAUUGUUUGGAGCCUGGGGUUGUUCCCUUCUAAAUGUCAAUUUGAUGACUUUCUUCUUCUUUCUGUAUCUUUGGGUUUGAUUGGACAUGGUUAAAACCAAUCACAGUACAAUGAAGAUUUUAAAUCGUUGAGGGUUCAUUGAUAAGAUGUUGUUACCAUGUAAUUGUUAUGUUAGGCUGACACUACAUGACAUGCAGACUGGAGUGCCAGAAGUGGAGGGGGGGAAAGUCAUUUAAAAAGAUAUAAUAAAAGAUUGGCUAUA
Molecule: messenger RNA, 2485 nt
Organism: Cottoperca gobio
Lineage: Eukaryota; Metazoa; Chordata; Actinopteri; Perciformes; Bovichtidae
Gene: cishb
Product: cytokine inducible SH2-containing protein b
Exons: 3
Coding region: 906-1583 (225 amino acids)
Biological process (GO): phosphatidylinositol phosphate biosynthetic process; intracellular signal transduction
Cellular component (GO): phosphatidylinositol 3-kinase complex
Molecular function (GO): 1-phosphatidylinositol-3-kinase regulator activity
Source: RefSeq, a predicted model, not a curated record